GAAGGAGUUGGAAACCUGCAGAGGGCAGCGAUCGACACUCAUUACGUCUGCUGUGCCGCCAAUUGCAGCAGCAGCAGAAGGAGAAGUUAAAGUCAGGAGGUUGAAAGCAGUUUCCAAUCUGUUAUCUAAAGAAGCAGUGUUGGGCUAGCUGCUAACUAGCAUUUCCUGUCUUGUCGACAGAGACGGGGUUGCAGGUUAUGCAGAUAGCAGCUCGGCUUAGCCAGUUAGCAACUAUACAGCAGCUGUUACAGGCCAAGAAGCAGUAAUAGUAUGGACUCCUGGGUCCGCUUUAACUCUCAGAGCCAAGCUAAGGAGAAAGUUAUUAGGGCUGCUCAGUAUGCCUGCAUCCUGCUGGGCUACACUCUGCAGAAAAGUGGGUCAGGGGCUGAACUCCGAAAAACCGUUAGUCAGAUGGAGGCGCACAUGAGCCUUACAAGAAAGUUGCUCCGUCUGGGAAAUUCUGUGGAGGCAUUGGAGGCUGCUAAAAGGGCCAUACACUUUUCUGAUGGUGUCCUAAGGCUCUGCCUGACUGUUAGCCAUCUCAACAGAGCCAUGUACUUUGCUUGUGACAACAUAUUGUGGGCUGGAAAAACAGGCCUCAUCUCCAAACUCAACCAACAAAAAUGGAGCCAGCGAUCAUUCAGGUACUAUCUCUUUGCUCUGGUCCUCCACCUGACUCGAGAUGUAUACGAGCUGGGCCUUCUCAUGGAAUGUGAAGCACGUAACAGAGCCACCAAAGUUUCUCCCUUGCCUGUUGACCAGGUUUAUGCACCAUCUUCAUCACCUUCUCCAGCUGUGCCUAAUCUUGUCAUACCAGAGCAGUUCCGCCGACAGCUGCAUUUGCUGCUGACCGUGCUGUACAACAACCCACCUUUGCUUUUGGAUCUGCUCAAGAACAGCUGUGACAUCUUCAUACCUUUGGACCGUCUGGGGAUUUAUUCUACAGGGUCCGGCUUCGUCGGGGCCUGUGGAUUGACAUCUUCUGUCUUAUCCAUUCUCACAAUGAUCCACCCCUGGCUCAAACUUAAGCCUUGAACCCAGAAUAGUGGGGGAGGGGUUCUGUGGACCCACAAGGACAUCCAAGGUCACAAUGUAAUGGAGUUAACCACUGAUGAUGAUUCUGGAAAUGCAGAGCUGGACUGUCAGAGUUUGAACUAGUAAGGGCAUCCAUAUCCUUCAGCUCAAAAUAGGCAACAGGUUGCAUCUACUGGCACCCAGAUGUUUUUAAAGUGUUUAACACUGAUUAAUUCUUUACUCACCUUAAUGAACUGAUCUGUUGGAUUCUAGUGGGUCUAGUACUACUUGUCUUGUUUCUCAUACUGUAAGACAGUAAGACUGUAAGUCUUUGGUUUUUAUGCACACCUUCCCCAAAUCUGACAGCAUGCAAUUUUUAUUGCACACCUCUUCUUAUUUAGAUAUGAAUUCACACAAGAGUCCACAGACAUAUUUCAACAAUUAUGAGUAAUCAUUGCAAUAACACCACAAGGCAUGCCUCUACUGCUUGUCUUAUGGGAUCUCUGCGCGAUGCAGGAUCUCUGCACCAUGCAGGAUUUUAAUAAUAUUGCUACAUAAUUGAAAGUAGCAGUCAAAGAAAAAGUAUUGUUAAUAGAUCUACAAAGGCAGCAACACAAAAGUUGUAAUAUUAUACCAAACAUAAAGCAAGUUCACACAUCUACAUUUGUCCAGUCUGUUAACAUUUGAUAGAUCCCUUAAAACCCCCUCUACUCAAAGUCUACACUUUGUGUUGGACUGAACCUCUCCCCCCAAUGAUUCUAUUGGUUUUUAAAAAAUGUGAUCGUUGGGGACUUACAUUUAAAGGUGUCCACUGUCAAGAUUCUUCCUGUACGACCUAUGAGCUUCAGUUGGUUCUUUAGUUGGAGCCAGCGGAACCUACAUCAAACUGCAUUACCAUCAUGUCCAGCAUUCAAGGCAUACCUGUUGUAACCGACCAUAGGGUACGAUAGCAUUUAAAGUACAACAGGAUACAAGUAAAUGUGUCCCGUGUGUAUUACUAUUCACCAGAAAACCUUUGCUGUCAUUAACUGUGUGCUCAAAUCUAAUUUGUCACCAGCGUGAUUUGGUUGUUAAGGUGCUGUAAUAAAAAGCAGUCUAACUUA
Molecule: messenger RNA, 2117 nt
Organism: Betta splendens (Siamese fighting fish)
Lineage: Eukaryota; Metazoa; Chordata; Actinopteri; Anabantiformes; Osphronemidae
Gene: pex11b
Product: peroxisomal biogenesis factor 11 beta
Exons: 4
Coding region: 271-1035 (254 amino acids)
Biological process (GO): peroxisome fission; regulation of peroxisome size
Cellular component (GO): peroxisomal membrane
Source: RefSeq, a predicted model, not a curated record